This is a messenger RNA of Helobdella robusta, 1008 nucleotides long. RefSeq lists its product as hypothetical. The transcript has 9 exons. The record is from RefSeq and is a predicted model, not a curated record. Bases 1 to 1008 code for a protein of 335 amino acids. Gene Ontology annotation, molecular function: protein binding. Lineage: Eukaryota; Metazoa; Annelida; Clitellata; Rhynchobdellida; Glossiphoniidae.
AUGCCUGUUGAAGCGAUUUUAACUUGUUGGGGUAACUCACAUCCCUUCCAAGAACGAAGGAUGAGUUUGUCUGAACCUGCUAAAAUUGGUCGUUCAGUUGCACAGUCACGCCCUACUUCCAGUAACGCUAUCUUUGAUUGCAAAGUUCUCUCAAGAAAUCAUGCAUUGAUGUGGCAUGAUAAUGGGAAGUUUUACCUUCAAGAUACGAAAAGCAGUAAUGGUACAUUUGUAAAUAAUCAAAGGCUCAGCAAAGGUGCUGAAGAGAGUUCACCCAAAGAAAUAUUCUCAAAUGAUAUUUUACAAUUUGGAGUUGAUGUUGUUGAAAAUUCUCGAAAAGUAACUCACAGCUGCAUCAUUGCAACAUUGAAACUAUUGGACAGUGAUGGGAGGGAAAUAACAAAAAGCUCUUUAUCAAACGACUCAUCAUCUGUGGUUGUAAAUAACGUCCAGUCUCAUGAAUUCUAUCAGUUGCUGCAGUACCUCCAGGAGGCUCUGCAUAGAGAACAACUUCUUGAAAGCAAGCUUACAGUUGUUCAGCAAUUAGUUCAAGCCACUCAGGAAUCUACAGAAAAUAACUGGCAGAAUUUAGUCAAUGAGGAAAAACUGCUUUCAAGAUUGGAGACUCUAGAAAAACAGCUGAGCAUUUGUUCCAAGCUUCAGCCUGAUGGAAGUCUGCAGCAAGAGUUGAUCACAUUGCAAAAUGACAAAUUUCAUUACGAAUCUCUGGCUAAAAAUUCUUUGAAAAAAGUUAUUGGAGAAAAAGUUGAGGCAGUGAAGAAGUUAAAUGAUGUUGAGCGAACAUUAAAUAAUAAAGAAGAGGAAUGCUCGCAUUUGAAAGACGUCAGUCAGCUAAUUCAGACGGAAUUAAAUGCUCUCUCGGAGAAGUUUCAGGACCAAUUUAAGGAUCUACAAAACGUUCAGCAACAAUUGCAGGUAUAUUUCAGCCUUAUUAUGAAAAGCUGUCCCAAAUUUCGCAAUUGCUUGUUUAACAGUCGUUGGCUAGUCUAA